Molecule: messenger RNA, 905 nt
Organism: Solanum verrucosum
Lineage: Eukaryota; Viridiplantae; Streptophyta; Magnoliopsida; Solanales; Solanaceae
Product: putative calcium-binding protein CML19
Exons: 1
Coding region: 10-615 (201 amino acids)
Molecular function (GO): calcium ion binding; enzyme regulator activity
Source: RefSeq, a predicted model, not a curated record
CUCAAACUUAUGUGUAUGGUAUCAACAGUUUCUGUUUCCACAGCUGAAAAAGAGUCUUUUUUCUCGAGAUUACGGAAUAUGUUUCAUUUCAGAAGGAAUGAAAAUAAAAAGAAGACAACAACAAUAACGAGAGCAGCAGCAGCUGCUGCUGCUGCUACUACUAACUGUGUUCCUGUGAGUGACAAUAGUGGUAGUAGUAACAAGGGAGAGUUAGAGAGGGUAUUUACAUACUUUGAUGAGAAUGGAGAUGGAAAGGUGUCACCUGCAGAGUUAAGGAGGUGUGUGAAGGCGGUAGGAGGUGAACUGACGGUAGAGGAGGCGGAAAUGGCAGUGAGGCUAUCGGAUUCUGAUGGGGACGGGUUAUUGGGCAUUGAGGAUUUUACGAAGCUGAUGGAAGGAAUGGAGGAAGAGAGGAAUAAAGAGAGUGAGUUGAUUGGAGCAUUUGGAAUGUAUGAAAUGGAAGGAUACAUUACUCCUAAGAGCUUGAAGAACAUGUUGAGUCGACUAGGUGAGUCAACAUCCAUUGAUAACUGCAAAGCUAUGAUUCGAAGGUUUGAUCUCAAUGGAGAUGGAGUCCUCAGCUUUGAUGAGUUCAAAGUUAUGAUGACAACUUAGAAGAGAUAGGUGUGUACAUAGUAUAAUAUGAUUCUGAUUGUUUCCCUAUUGAGAUUUUUUUUUCCAUUCUAUAGAUUCAUAAUUGUAAAGCCAAAGUAUUUGAUUUCACUUUGUGGUUUAGGUAAUUCAAUCUCAGCUACUCAACUGUGCUAGAUAAGUUCUGUUAGGACUUCCACCAUUUUAUAAACUGCAACGACAACAACAAAUCUAGUGUAAUCCUACAAGUAGCAUCUAGGGAGGGUAGUGUGUACUUAGACCUUACCCCUACCUUUGUGCCGCUUUUUCAUAAA